AUCUAUCUUUCGAGAGGUUUUGAGUUAAUUUCAAAAUGGGUUUGGAGAAAAAAUCUGCAUUGUUGGAAGAUUUGAUAAAGAAAUGCGGCGGUUGUGCGGUGGUCGACGGUGGUUUCGCUACCCAGCUUGAGAUUCACGGCGCCGCCAUUAAUGAUCCUUUGUGGAGUGCUGUUUCUCUCAUCAAAAAUCCUGAACUCAUCAAAAGGGUUCACAUGGAAUAUUUGGAAGCUGGUGCAGACAUUGUGGUUACUUCAUCUUAUCAGGCUACUAUCCCGGGUUUCCUUUCGAGAGGUUUAUCGAUAGAAGAGAGCGAGUCUUUGCUACAAAAGAGUGUACAAUUAGCUGUUGAAGCUCGUGAUAGAUUCUGGGACAAAGUGAGCAAGGUUUCAGGACAUAGCUAUAACAGAGCUCUUGUAGCUGCAUCUAUUGGAAGUUAUGGAGCUUAUCUUGCUGAUGGCUCUGAGUACAGUGGUAACUAUGGUGAGAAUGUAAGUUUGGAUAAACUAAAAGACUUUCAUAGGAGAAGACUUCAAGUCUUAGUGGAAGCUGGUCCUGAUCUUCUUGCUUUUGAAACCAUACCGAAUAGACUCGAGGCUCAGGCGUGCGUUGAGCUAUUGGAGGAAGAGAAAGUACAAAUCCCAGCAUGGAUCUGUUUCACAUCUGUAGAUGGUGAGAAAGCUCCAUCAGGAGAGAGCUUUGAGGAAUGCCUCGAACCUCUUAACAAAAGCAACAAUAUUUACGCGCUGACCAAGAAAGCAAUCGUUGUGUACCCGAAUAGCGGAGAGGUUUGGGAUGGAAAAGCGAAACAAUGGCUGCCAUCACAAUGCUUUGGUGAUGAUGAAUUUGAGAUGUUUGCAACGAAAUGGCGUGACCUUGGAGCUAAACUCAUAGGAGGAUGUUGCAGGACUACACCUUCUACCAUUAAAGCUAUCUCCAAAGAUUUGAAAAGAAGAUGAUUUUUCUUCUGGGAGAAGAAGAUUGAAGAUUCUUUCAACUUGUUAACUAGCUUGACCAUUGUUAGGGCUACAUUUAUCUGUGUUCUGUUGUUUUCUUCUUGUUCACGUUUCCUUUGUUGUCUAUGAUAUGUAUCCGUCAACUAGGCCUUGGGCUUUUUCAAUGUAAUGGCCCAUUAUCAAAAUCACCCGAUUUGAAUCUUUAAUACCCAGCAGAAUAAUUUCAUUAACAAUUU
This is a messenger RNA of Arabidopsis arenosa, 1189 nucleotides long. The record is from the annotation of a GenBank genome assembly. NCBI's taxonomy places the organism in Eukaryota, Viridiplantae, Streptophyta, Magnoliopsida, Brassicales, Brassicaceae.